Bursaphelenchus xylophilus (pine wood nematode) is the source of this 2192-nucleotide messenger RNA. NCBI's taxonomy places the organism in Eukaryota, Metazoa, Nematoda, Chromadorea, Rhabditida, Aphelenchoididae. The record is from the annotation of a GenBank genome assembly.
AUGACCAGAGAUCGCUUCAAGGAAUUGCAGGUGAGUUCAGGCUUUGUUACAGUUUUGUAGAUAACAUGUACCUAUAGAGAGGUGCAUGUUACAAAAAAUUAUUAAGUCUGAUGAAAUAUUAGCCGGAACAAAGAAACAGGGAAUAGAUUUCACAUUUUCACGUAAUAUUGUGAUUGUUUUUUAAACGUUCUCUGAGCUUGAUUGCUUUGGAAAUUGAUAAUUUGACAUCCAAAAAAUUUUGAAAACGAUUGAACCUCACCGGACGGAAGCUAGAAACCCAAAAGUGGCAAAGGUUUCUCAUCCGCUCUGACUCCGGAAUUUCUAAUGUAACUUUGUCUGAGCCCCCUCUUUGAUUUUCGUCGUGUGCACUCUGAGUCAGUAAAUAAUAUUAUAUGAUGACGAUUCGAUUGCUCUGGGAAUAUUAUUAUUUACAAAAGCUAUUUAAAUAACCAAGAGAGGGCUCUGGAUUCGGUAUUAGUCCAAAUAUGGGGAGGAGUAAUGCAUGAAAGGAUUACUUUUUGUAUCUGUGCAAAGAGAUUACUUUUGUUUGAUCGAUGACAUUAACAUGGAAGUUCUUGAGAUGCGGCUGGAUUUAAAUAUAACUUCCAAGGAAAGUACCCCAAGUGCGACGCUCAGAUCUUCUUUAAAUUUUGCACACACGUCGGGCAUGAACUAAAUAUCAAUUCCCGAAAGUUUUAGCUCGCGCUUUGCAGGCGCCGCCGAGAUAUUGUACCAUCUUUGCCGCCGAGAGAGCAUGCUGAUCGCGGAGAGCGGUCAGAAAUGAAAGCUCUUUUUGGCCAUAACUUUGCUAGUUUCGUGCGGAAAAAAUUGAUUUUUUGUGGAGACAUUACCUUUUAUGGUAGAAAUAGGCAUGAAACUUUUCGUGCCGAAAUUCGGCAAAAAGUGUCAACCUUUCGCCGACUUUUGACCAAAAAUCUCGGUUGUUUCUGCAAAGCGCGAGUUAGGAUUCUCGCAUAUAUCUUAGAAAAUUUUUUCUAAAUUUGUGCCAAGUUUCAUCGAAAUCUGAGCGUCGCACUUGGGGUACUUCCCCUUUAGCUCAAGUUCAUGAUCCAGCUUAUGUCAUGAGGGUCUUUUAAUCGUGUUUAAUAUGAUAGAUCGGGCACGCAAAAGUUGAGGGAAUUAAGAUUACUGCACUUCUUCCCAUUUUAUGUAAUAUCAACGGAAUACAAAGUGUUAUUCCUUCAGGAACGAGCUCGCCAAGAUGCCCCCGCCCAAGUUGUGAUCGACCCCCGAACUCUCCCUAACGACGACAACGCACAUACCAUGGAUAUUUUGAAUCAGACCGAGGAAGUCCGUCAAUCGAUUAAUCGUCUGGAAGAACGGAUAAAACAUUUAAACCAGAAGCAAGUAGCUGUUCUUGGGAAAACCCUGGUCUCUCCUGAACAGAAGUUCGAAUUGGAAAGAGCGAUCGAUGAGAUCAAGGAACAUAUUAAUGCCUUGAGGCCACGUAUCCGGGAGAUUGAUUUGAGCGUUCGCCAAUAUGAGAAGUCGGAAAAUGCAACGGUUGCGCAACUACGAAUACGAAAAAAUCGAUGUGAACAGUUGAAAAUGCGACUGCAAGAAGUUUUGCAUCUUUUUAAUAAUACCCAAGUCGAAUACAAGAGGAGAGUAUCCAGUAAGUUACAUAAUGUGUAACUCUUUAAUAGAAACGGUUUUCAGGACGAGUUAAGAAGCAGCUGGAUCUAGCCGGCCAAAAUUUAAGUUCCGAAGAUGUAGAUCGUAUGAUGGAAUCAAAUUCAGAAGAAGUCUUUUACCGUGAGAUCAACCCCUUGACUUUAUCUGCUCAAAAUGUGCUGGAGGACGCGACAAGUCGGCAUAAUGAGAUUCUGAGGCUGGAAAGGAGUAUUAGGGAGCUGAAUGACAUCUUCGUUGAAGUCUAUGAAUUGGUCUCCAUGCAGGUUUGUUCAUUAUUAAAAAUAAAUUCACUAAAAAACGAAGGGUUUUAUGAUACCUUUGGAUGUCAUUCUUGAUUUUAGGAUUCCUUGGUCAAUAAUAUUGCCAAGAAUGUGGAGACAGCCGCCGAAUAUACGCAUCAAGGCAACCAGAUGAUCACCCGAGCUGUUACCUACAAGAAGCAGGCCCAAAGAAAGACAAUUAUCCUCAUUUUGGUGUGCAUUGGGAUCGUUUUGGCCCUGCUCUUACUUAUUUUAAUUCUGGUGAUGCCGCGGUGA